CGACGACCAUAGUCAACAUCUUCGAUAUCGCGACGAGUCCAUUCGAGUUUCCUUCACUUUCCCACGGCCCUCUCUCGUCAAUCAUGCACUCGGAAGCCCCCAUCUGCCGUCUUCCAGAGGAGGUCCUCACACUGAACGUAUCCUACAUCGGGUUGGAAUCAUAUCCCAUUGUCCGCCAAGUCAACAGGCGUUUCAGAUUGUGCUCGAAUGACAAACACACUAUCGUUCGCCUCUUGGAUGACCACUACGGACAGCAAUAUGCUCUUUCCGAUGUUAUCAAACACAAUCUGACAACUUUCAGUGUCAAAUCGACUCCAUUCCUUCUUAGACAAAGGCUCGAUGUUGUUCGUCUCCUUCUUGAUCGCCUUCGCACAGCGGAUGAGGUUGUGCGUAUGCCCAGUUUGCGGUAUUACAUCAACAAUCCUAGCCUGGAGACUUCAGACGAGGUCUUUUUUUACUCGACACUUGCGCUUUCGAUUGUUGGGCAGACCCUGCUAAAUGAUUACGAGCUCAUGAGGGAGCAUGGGAGCAUGGAGCUGGGGACGCCUGCCGAGACACUGCUUCAGCAAUGGUACCAUUACGGAAACCCCAACCUUGGUCAGGAAUAUUUCAAAAAAUAUGGGAGCCGUUGCAAGCUCAACGCAAAACUCUUCGAGUACACAAGCGCAGGCUCUUUGUUCGUAAGGGGUUCAAAGCUCUGGACGAGUGGGAUAGUUACUGUCGGGAACUCUGCGAUGAUGGACGGGGUGGAAUACAAGGUGCCUGGCUCGCUGCCGACAUGAUGUUAGCAUUUGAUGAUUGGUACAGUACACCAUCGCCACCUGAUCGCCACCAGCGACAUGGCGUCCCUCCUCGCGGCGUUAAACCGAAAGCCAGAGUUCACCACUGAACAAUACUUUGACCACAAGCAACUGUCUCGAGGGUCAUCGACAUACCCAGGGUUGAGUUGGGAGCGCGAGCCCACGUGGAUGGCCGUCCUCCAAGCACACGAGCAUCUCGGCAAUGGAACACCCUCAGAGCUCAUGCGCGCAUGGUGUGUCCGAGUCUUCAAGCCGUUUUGUGCUUGGAGGCUAACCGUCAAUACAGCGGACCAAAAAUGCAUGUUUGGUUACACCAUCGAUCAACCUUUUCGACAAUAC
This is a messenger RNA of Fimicolochytrium jonesii, 1139 nucleotides long. RefSeq lists its product as uncharacterized. Gene Ontology annotation, molecular function: protein binding. Lineage: Eukaryota; Fungi; Chytridiomycota; Chytridiomycetes; Spizellomycetales; Powellomycetaceae. The coding region runs from base 84 to 782 and encodes 232 amino acids. The transcript has 2 exons. The record is from RefSeq and is a predicted model, not a curated record.